AUGUCAAAAUUAGAACAGGAAGAGAAAACUUUAAAUCCUUCGGAAUCUAAUGAGGAAGAUUUUGAAGAAUAUGAUGAUGAACAACCUACCAACUUUAUAGACAAGAUUGGUCUCAGAUUCAAUGCUGAGAUCAGAGGUAUUCAAAGAGUACCUGAGAAUAAAAGAGUUGAUAAAACAUUACUAUCUCCUCUUUUUAUGUUCUUGUCUCCUAACUUGGCCAUUUCUGCUUUAUCUACAGGUGCAUUAGGUCCUACAUUAUUUGGACUAGAUUUCAAGACUUCUAUCAUAGUCAUUGUUCUUUGGUCUAUUAUUGGUGCUUUACCAGUCGGGUUCUAUUGUUCAUUUGGUAUGAAGUUCGGUUUAAGACAACAAAUCAUGUCUAGAUACUUUACAGGGAAUAUUAUGGGAAGAGUAUUCGCAUUAUUCAAUGUCAUAUCUUGUAUAGGGUGGAAUGCGAUUAAUGUUAUUCCUUGUGUUCAAUUAUUAACAGCAGUUGGUCCAUUGCCUGCCUGGGCUGGUUGUCUUAUAUUUGUUGUUAUUACUUGCCUCUUGGCCGUUUUUGGUUAUAAGACUAUUCAUCUUUAUGAAAGAUACAGUUGGAUUCCAAACUUUGCUAUUUAUUUGGUUAUUAUAGCUAGGUUCAGUCAAUCUCAUUCCUUUACUUGGGGUACAAUGGAAGGAUCUUCUGCAACUAAAGCUGGUAAUGUUUUGACGUUUAUUUCUACUAUUUUUGGUUUCACUGCAGGAUGGGCACCUUCCGCCGCUGAUUAUACUGUUUAUAUGCCACAUGAUACACCGGCUUGGAAAGUAGGUUCAGCAAUGGUUAUUGGUUUAUCUGCUCCAACCAUUUUUGCUGCCAUAUUAGGUGCAGCAAUUGGAAUGGGAACUUUCACUAAUGAAGCUUAUUCUAAUGCUUUUGAAGAAAACUCAGUUGGUGGUUUAGUCUAUGAAAUUUUAUGUGGAGAUAACACCAAUCAAGGUUAUAGAUUUGUUGUUGUAUUGUUAGCAUUGUCUGGUAUUGCCAAUAAUUUGCCUGGCUCUUAUUCAUUAUCGGUUUCUAUUCAAUGUAUGUGGUCACAAUUAGCUAAGGUUCCGAGAUUAGUAUGGUGUGUCCUUGGUAAUUUCCUAAGUUUAGGUUUAUCAAUUCCAGCAUAUUACGUAUUUGAAGCUGCUAUGUCUAAUUUCUUAUCCAUCAUUAGUUAUAAUGUUUCAAUUUAUCUUGGUAUUUCUUUAACGGAACAUUUCAUCUACAGAAAAGGAUAUUCAGGUUAUGAUGUCAGUAAUUUCAAUGAUAGAAAAACUCUACCAGUUGGUAUUGCUGGUGUAGUAGCAUUUUGCUUUGGAGUUGUUUCUACUGUCUUAUGCAUGGAUCAAACUUGGUAUGUUGGAGUUAUUGCUCGUAAAUUGGGAGACUAUGGUGGUGAUAUCUCUUUUGAAUUGAACAUUGUAUUUGCUUUCAUUGGAUAUAAUUUGGUUCGUCCAUUUGAAAAGAAGUAUUUCGGUCGUUAG
Scheffersomyces amazonensis is the source of this 1509-nucleotide messenger RNA. RefSeq names its product Fcy2p (gene FCY2). Gene Ontology annotation, cellular component: plasma membrane; fungal-type vacuole membrane. Gene Ontology annotation, biological process: cytosine transport; transmembrane transport. NCBI's taxonomy places the organism in Eukaryota, Fungi, Ascomycota, Pichiomycetes, Serinales, Debaryomycetaceae. Bases 1 to 1509 code for a protein of 502 amino acids. The transcript has a single exon. Gene Ontology annotation, molecular function: nucleobase transmembrane transporter activity. The record is from RefSeq and is a predicted model, not a curated record.